AUGGCGGAAGCCCCUGGAGGUCCCACAGCGCUGGCAGAGGAGGCUCAGCCCGCCCCGCCCGAAGCGCACACCUCGGAGCUCAGCUCGGAUGACAGAGCCGGUCACCUCUCAUUCUGUACGAAAUUGUGCUAUGGCAUUGGCGGGGUCCCCAACCAGGUGGCCUCCAGCGCCACGGCCUUCUACCUGCAGCUCUUUCUGCUUGAUGUGGCACAGAUCCCUGCUGCCCAGGUAUCUCUUGUCUUGUUUGGAGGGAAGGUGUCUGGGGCAGCUGCCGACCCUGUUGCUGGGUUCUUCAUCAACAGAAGCAGGAGGACAGGGUCUGGACGACUCAUGCCCUGGGUGCUGGGCUGCACGCCCUUUGUUGCCUUGGCCUACUUCUUCCUAUGGUUCCUGCCCCCCUUCACCAGCCUUCGAGGCCUCUGGUACAUGACCUUCUACUGCCUGUUCCAGGCCCUGGCCACGUUCUUCCAGGUUCCAUACACUGCACUCACCAUGCUCCUGACUCCCAGCCCCAGAGAGCGUGAUUCUGCCACUGCAUACCGGAUGACCAUGGAGAUGGCCGGGACCCUGAUGGGAGCCACCAUUCAUGGACUCAUCGUGUCCCCUGCUCAUGAGCCCCACAGGUGCGAGAAGGCUGCACUUCCGCCAGGCAGUGUCUCCCCGGACGCAAUGCGUCUCUACUCCAUUGCCGCCGCUGUCAUUGCCUUGACUUACCCUGUGUGCACAAGCCUGCUUCACCUGGGGGUGAAGGAGAAGCCAGACCCCUCCAGCCCAGCCUCUGGUCAGGGCCUGAGCUUCCUGGCUGGGCUGGUCCUCACUGUCCGGCACCCACCCUUCCUGAAGCUGGUGGUCUCCUUCCUGUUCAUCUCAGCUGCCAUCCAGGUAGAACAGAGCUAUCUGGUCCUGUUCUGUACACAUGCCUCCCGGCUACAUGACCAUGUCCAGAGGCUGGUGCUAACCAUCUUGGUGUCGGCUGUGCUGAGCACCCCAUUGUGGGAGUGGAUUCUACAACGAUUUGGGAAGAAGACCUCGGCUUUUGGGAUCUGUGUGAUGGUGCCUUUUGCAAUCCUGUUGGCUGCUGUGCCCACAGCACCUGUGGCCUAUGUUGUGGCCUUUGUAUCUGGCGUGAGCAUUGCUGUGUCCAUGCUGUUACCCUGGUCCAUGCUGCCAGAUGUGGUGGAUGACUUCCAGCUGCAGCACCAGCAUGGCCCAGGCCUGGAGACUAUCUUCUAUUCCUCCUAUGUCUUCUUCACCAAGCUUUCAGGUGCAGGGGCCCUGGGCAUCUCCACACUCAGUCUGGAGUUCACAGGAUAUAAAGCUGGAGCCUGUGAGCAGGCAGAGGAGGUGGUGGUGACCCUCAAAGUCCUCAUUGGAGCCGUGCCCACCUGCAUGAUUCUCACUGGUCUGUGCAUCCUCCUGGUCAGCCCCACUCCAAAAGUGCCAAGCCAGGAUCCCUCCCGCCAGCUGAGCCUUCGGAGGAGGACCAGCUACAGCCUUGCUUAA
This is a messenger RNA of Orycteropus afer afer, 1503 nucleotides long. RefSeq names its product major facilitator superfamily domain containing 2B (gene MFSD2B). NCBI's taxonomy places the organism in Eukaryota, Metazoa, Chordata, Mammalia, Tubulidentata, Orycteropodidae. The transcript has 14 exons. The coding region runs from base 1 to 1503 and encodes 500 amino acids. The record is from RefSeq and is a predicted model, not a curated record. Gene Ontology annotation, molecular function: sphingolipid intramembrane carrier activity; symporter activity. Gene Ontology annotation, cellular component: membrane. Gene Ontology annotation, biological process: carbohydrate transport.